This is a messenger RNA of Arachis duranensis, 339 nucleotides long. Its product is annotated as 1-aminocyclopropane-1-carboxylate oxidase homolog 12-like. The record is from RefSeq and is a predicted model, not a curated record. The coding region runs from base 1 to 339 and encodes 112 amino acids. Lineage: Eukaryota; Viridiplantae; Streptophyta; Magnoliopsida; Fabales; Fabaceae. The transcript is spliced from 2 exons.
AUGAUGGAAGCAGAUCAUGAAGAUGGAGGUGUGAAGGGUCUUGUUGAUGCUGGUUUGACCAAGUUACCAAAGAUAUUCGUUCAUGAAAGCCAUAAAGUCAACAUAUCUUUUUCUUCCUCUUCCUCCUCUGCUACCAAUGUUAGUAUUCCAGUUAUUGAUUUGGGAUCACUACACGAAGAAGGUAAUUCACGCCAUGAGAUCAUUCAAAAAGUCAAAGAUGCGGGUGAAAAAUGGGGUUUCUUUCAAGUGGUCAACCAUGACAUUCCACCGUGUGUUUUGGACGAAAUGCUUGAUUGGGUGUGUAGAUUUCAUGAGCAAGAUGCUGAGGUGAAGAGAUAA